Molecule: messenger RNA, 633 nt
Organism: Fusarium oxysporum Fo47
Lineage: Eukaryota; Fungi; Ascomycota; Sordariomycetes; Hypocreales; Nectriaceae
Exons: 3
Coding region: 1-633 (210 amino acids)
Source: RefSeq, a predicted model, not a curated record
AUGCGAUACGUGCCCUACUCCUUUGCCACUAUUGCUCCUCGGGGAAUAAUGAAGCUUCACGACAAGAAGGAGGAGAUUCUAGACCACAUCCAGCGUAUCUAUCUUCCUUACACGGUUAUUGAUGUUGGCUGGUGGUAUAAGCUUACGGUUCUUCGUGUGCCAUCAGGUAAACUGGAUCACGGACUGGCCUUCCCCAACAACAAUAUCAUUGCAGGAGGGAACACCCCAUCUGCGCUCCUCAAUGUACUCGACGUGGGUAAAUACGUAGCAGCCAUCAUCGACGAUCCCCGAACCAUCAAUAAGAAAGUCCUGGCUGACACAGAGGCCAAGAUGCAGAAUGAAGUGCACGAGUUGGUUGAUAAGGUAACUGGCGAGAAGCCAGAAUGCACUGAGUUAUCCAAAGAGCAGCUAGAAGCCCAGUACCUCCAGUUUAAGGGCACUGAUGAGAUUAGCCAAACGCGCAGUGUGAUAGAGUACUGGAUGUCCUGGGGGGUUUGGGGUGACAAUACUGCCGUGAACGAUGUAUAUCUUGGAUAUCUGCUUGCAAGUAAUUUGUAUCCCUCGGUUCAUGGUGAAAAUCUUAAAGCAUUCAUUCAGGAGAUCUUUAAUAGAAAGGGAGAGAAAGUCUAUUAA